CGCUCUCUCGCUCGCUCGCUCACUCGGAGGUCGGUCGGUUGUUCCGCGGCCAUCAGCCGGUCCGUGGGCGCUGGAUUUCAUCGCCUUGAAGAGCGUUUAUUAGCGCUGAGUACGGGAGGAGAGAGGAAGAAGGAGCAGAAGCCCAUGUGGGAGCGAUUUCCAACAAGUCCGGAGGAAAUGCUGAUGUCGAGUGGAUGCCCCCUCCAGAGGUGGUUUGAGCCCUCGCAAUCAUAGAUCCGUCAUCAAGGGAAACACUUUCAUCAUGGCAACCGCCUGCCUCCAGACUGCGCUCCUCGACCCCUCCUGUGGAGGGUGUAAUUACUGAGGGAGGGGCAGUGCGACUGAGUUAAGCAUUCCUGUGAAGAUAGAGAUCAUCCAAACCAUGUAGUGUUCCUUUCUCCAAAGAGGGGGGAGGGUCUACAUUUGAGUCUGAUCCUUUUUUAUUUAUUUCUGCUUAUGAAAUCUGUGGAAGAGAUUUUGUGAUUGCUUGUAUUAAGAGUGUAUGUGGGUGUGGACGUGUGAGGUGAAAGUGACAGAGAGAAAGAAGGAAAGAGAUGGUCCUCCACACCACCCCGUACUCCAGUGCCUGUCUGCACUUCUUGGAUGGCUUGUCGUGGAGCUUGGUGUUUCCCUGCUACUGGUUCCUGGACCGGCUCCUGGCCUCCUGCGUGGCCACCUCGCUGGAAAAGCGUCAGCGCUCCCAGGAACCUUGCUCCUUCCUCACUUUAUGCGUGCUGAUCUCUGCGCCCCUGUACCUGCUCCUCCUCCUCGCCUCCCUGCCCUUUGCCCUGCUGGGCUUCAUCAUCUGGGCUCCCCUGCAAGCUGCCCGCCAGCCCUACCUUUACACCUACUGCAGGCCAGACAAACACCAGGCUGAACAAGGCCAAGCGGGUGGUGGAGUUGGGGAAUGGAGGCCGCAGGGUAGAAGCUUCUGUUUCUGCAGUGCCAAUGUUUGCCUUCUGCCCGACUCCCUAGCAAGGUUCAACAACCUGUCCGACACCCACCGGAGAGCGCGGGAGGUGGGGAAGAGGAUCCACAACGGUGCCAGCCGACCUCAGAUUAAAAUCUACAUCGACUCACCGACCAACACUUCUAUCAGUGCGGCAUCCUUCAGCAGCCUUGCCACCGGUUUCCGCCGUACCUCCUCUUUGGACCAACGUCCAGACCAAACACACACCACCAAUGGCCCAGCCGACACCGAAGCUGAACCCGCCACCGAGUGCCCGAUUCACCCCUCAGGUGCCACCGACUGCCCCGUUCACCCCUCUGCGAGUGACCAGGGCUCUACUGAAUGCCCUGUUCACCCUGAUGGAGCAGACACCACAGCAGACUGCCCCCUCCACACAGCGGGGGCUAAAAGCAGCUCAGACUGCCCCGUUCACACUUCAGGGGAGGCUCCAGACUGCCCCGUGCAUUCCACAGUAGCUCAGAGCGCCCCUGGUCAUCAUGACUGUCCAAUGCAUGGGGAAGGGACCCAGCAGAAGUCCUCCACAGACUGUCCGCUUCACACCUCAGGGGUUCAAAUCAGCAUCAGUGCCCCAGAGCCGGACCCCCAGGAGGAGGACGCAGAGACAGGGAACCAUCGGCCUGGAGAGCAGGGAGGGGCAGAGACGGGCAGCAUGACUGCUUCUCGUGAGUCCCUCACUCGCUACCACGGAAGCGAUGGCGGGAUAGGGAUAUCCUCCAACAAUACCCUCUCUCAUGUCCCACGCACGUCGAUAUUCAAACGCCCAGGUCGAAAACGCCGCCACGGAGAUGAGACAUUUGACCAUGAGAUCUCUGCCUUUUUUCCUGCCAACUUGGAUUUCCUGGCUCUACAGGAGGUAUUUGACCACGGGGCCACGACCAGACUACGGCGCCAGCUGCAUCGCUACUUUCCCUACAUCCUGAGCGACGUUGGGCGGUAUGGCUGGAAAGGCUGCUGCUCCAGGUUCAAAUUCCUGAACAGCGGGCUGAUGCUGGCGAGCCGCUACCCAAUCCUGGACGCACGAUACGAGUGCUACCCCAACGGGAGAGGGGAGGACGCACUGGCGGCCAAGGGGGCGCUGUUUGCCAAGGUUCACGUGGGCACCUCCCACCAGGAGCAAAGAGUGGUUGGAUAUGUCACAUGUACGCACCUCCACGCCAUAGAAGGUGAUGCGUCGGUACGGUGCGAGCAGCUGGACCUGUUGCUCCAGUGGGGGGCGGAGUUUCGCCAAUCUUCAUCCGUACCACCGGAAGGAGAGAAGGUGCUGGAAGACCUGGUGGCCUUCGAUGUCAUCCUGGGAGACCUCAACUUUGACAACUGCUCUUCAGAGGACAAGCUGGAGCAGCAGCACGCACUUUUUACUCAAUACAAGGACCCAUGUCGCCUGGGGCCAGGGGAGGACAAACCAUGGGCUCUGGGUACUCUGCUGGAUCCCAGUGGCCUUUAUGACGAGGAUGUCAGCUCACCUGAAAGUUUACAAAAAGUCAUGGAGAACGAGGAGGGCAGGAAGGAGUACCUGGUGUUUCCUCCCAGUAAGAACCAGUGUCCUGCCAGCAGUCAGAAGGGGAGGAAGAUCCCGCUGAAGGGCAACGGACGCCGUAUUGACUACAUCCUUUACAGCGACGAGGGCCUCCAACAAGACUGGAAACUGGAAAUCGAGGAGUUCAGCUUCGUCACCCAGCUGGCCGGCCUCACGGACCAUCUGUCUGUGGCCGCGCGAUUGGCUGUUUCCACCGGGGAAGAGGAGCCUUAGACUCAUCACCUGAGCUUUUUAUUUAAAUACUGCCAUGGAGGAACAGCAGACAGCCGGGACGAGAAGAAGACGUUACCGAUACGAAGGUGCUCGAGUAGAGACUGAUGGGACGGCCGAAUCAACGCAGGCAGAGGAAGGACCGGCUGAGGGGAGACGAGACUCUGAAGGGGAGAGAGAAGCUAGAAAGAUAUUCAUCUUCCUGGAUCAGCCACCCACUCAGUCACACACAUUAAGUACAGCACCACCCACAAGAGAUCGACUUCUUGACUGUUGAGUAUCGCCUGGCCUCUCCUCCAACGCGCCCUCUGGAACUGAGUCCACAGGGUUUUAUUUUCAGUGAAUCGUUUCAUGUAGCCAGUAAACGCACUCCUUUUAUCGGAUCUGUUUUAGCCGUAGUGUUAGAAUGAGUUUUUUUAUUAUGGUUAUUAUUAUUAUUCUACCUUCAGGGACAGUUGGAUCCUCUUUGUUUAGUGGCUGUGUAUCAAAGGAAAACACGUAGUUGAAGCAUACAGCUGCUGACUGGCCUUUACACUUGACCGUCUGUGUCUUUGUGUCGUGUUCCUUCCUGAAAGGCUAUUGGUCAGUUUGGCUGUCAGUCAUUCACCUUACUGCUCCCACGGUCAGUCCCAGGAACCUCAACAAGUGUCUUUUUUUUCUAAAUACAACAACAAGUCUUUCUAACAGCAAGUGUACGUUUCUAUUCUGGCUGCACCACUUUUUAUAGGGAGUUAAAUGCCUGUUUAAUAUUCUGUGGUAUGUUUCUAUAACGCGGUAUUAUCUAAAGGGACAGGAGGCUGGACGGAAACGGCUGAAUGCAACGUGAUGCUUACAGCAUGUUUUUUCAGCCAUGACUGCUGAAACCCUUUUUGGCGAGGCUUUGCUGAUGCAUGAUGGGAAAUGGUGUCAGUUUACAAUAUUCAUAUAGAGGCUUGACACAUGCGCACUUGAGUCUCAAGAAGUCAAGGAGCAUUUUGGCUCUCAAACACACACUUGUGUGUCUGUGUGGCAUUCGUGCAUGCUAAUGCUAAUAACACAAACAGAGGAUUUACCCAGUGCAGACACACAGCUGCACACAUCAUGGGAUGUAACAAACCCUCUGGCAGCCAUAUUGCAGGGCGUGGCUGUCUUUGAGAGAGUGGGUGUUGUCCGCUUGUUAGCGAUCAAACCGUAGUAGCUAUCUGGUUGGUAAUCCUUCACUGUAAGCGCGCCUGAUCGGUUCACUCUGGAGAGUCCAGCAUGAAGCCCAGUUAGCACAGCAAGUCGUCCAGUGGAUCAUUGCGUUGACAGCCAUACUGUAACUGCAAAACCUCAUCGUUCUGUAACAUCAACACCUGCAAGCUGUGCAAUAUGCCACGAAACAUGAAGGUCCAAACAGUCCCAAAGAUUAGCACAGAUCACCAAAAAUGCACAGAGUUCAGAUUUUAUUACCCCCCAUACAUAAAUAAUUAAAUAACAGAAACUCUCCUGUUUUUAUUACAGUGUAUCCAGUGUGAAGAAAAGAACAGGACAUUAUCUGUGAAUCAACAGAAAAUGUCUUUUUUUUCUUUAAAUCACGGCACAGAUUCCCGGUGAUGAUUUGCCAGUAAAUUUUCUAUAAUUUUGUUUGAGUUAACACGAAGCCGCGCAGAACUGAAGGUGUUCAGACUGAAAUGAUGUAAAUAUUUAUCACUGAAUAGUUUUUCAGAGAGUUCGAGAAGUCUGUUAAAGAGUGCUGAUUUUUUUUAAUCAGAUUUGACUGAAUCUGUUAUUUUUCUAAAGCGUGUGAGAAAAGAUGGUGAAUAAUCGGGACCUCAGUCACUGAGCAGCCCCAGUCUGUCUGUUAUCUCAGCUCAGUUUAGGAAUUAAUAUCAAAAACCACGACUACAAAAACCGAAGUGCAUACAGUCUUUAAAGGAGAUAGUAAUUAUUAAAAUGAGACGUUAUGAACAAGUUAGCUUCAAUGAACCUCAAUAACUGAGUCCAUUUGUUUGUGGCAAAUUCAGUCAGAUUCACAACAACUCCUUUGUUUUCAGCACCUUCAGAUUUCUGUCUUCUUUGUUAUAAUGUGGGGAAACUGGUCGGAUCCUUUUUGAAAUAUUACACUAUGAAGCCAUCACACCAACUCCCAGUCUGUAGCAGACCGUGGUAUGCAGCAGGAGCUGGGACUGUGUUCAAAGGGGUUUAGAGAUGUGUGCCUACUGAAACUGUCCUGGAGGAAGUCCACGUGUAAAGCAGUUCACUUACAGCCGUCACAGAGGCUAAAGCUAAAGGCUGAUAUUGGUUCAUAUUCAGUCACAGCCUUCUUUCUCCCGUUUCUGCGCCCUCUUCACAUCAUCGUUCUCUACAGUUCAGCACCUUUCUUUGGCUUUUGAAACAAAAACUGUCUCAUUGCUUUUCUGUUGGGUUUUUACUUAAAAUCCAACACAGUGAGCUUAAAGGGGACCAGCUGAACGUCCCUUCAGUGAACUACACUGAGCAAACGUUGUGAUUUAAUGCUUAUAAUUUCACUUUGCCCGUAAUGCCGACAUGGAGCAGCUACCAGAACCACAGGACCGUGCUGCGUACUCAUCCUUUUAGAGAUGUCUGUAAAAAGCCGCACAGUAAAGCCGUCUCUGUGAAUGAGACAUAGGUUACAGUAACAGUUUUCAGGUCCUGUCUGCUACCACGGUCUGCACAGCCAGCAGCGUUUACGACUGUUUUUUCACGCCUGCCUGUCCUGUAAAUCUUUCCCUUCGAGCAUCACUGUCAGGCUCAGUGUGGAUAUGGAAAUGUUGGAGCAGCUUUGUGUGGAUUGUGUUUGUUUUUUUCAGAUGUGCGAGCUGAUAUUUCUCUGAAUACACUGUGCUGAACGAUGCUGAACGAUAACGAUGGCCAGUGCUGCAGUAUGUGUUCACAGACGUGGUGACAGCAGGCUGCUGUGUGUGUGUGUGUGUGCGUGCGUGCGUGCGUGCGUGUGUGUGUGUGUGUGUGUGUGUGUGUGUGUGUGUGUGUGUGUGUGUGUAGCUUGCAGUUUUGCAUACAGUAUGCGUCCACGGUUCACAUGACUGUUCUGACUCUUUAUUACUCACGGUAUUAUGAUUAUUAUGACUGAUGUUUUCUUCUUCUUACUAAGCGUUGAAUCUGUGCUUCACCGUGUUUUUUUCCUUAGAAUAAGUCGGGAUAAUUUGAGAAUAACAGUUGAUUUGUUCAGAGUACGGUCAAACGCCUGAGACCUGGUAAAUGUAAAUACACCACAGCGUGUGAGGGAGGAGCCACAGUGUCCCUGAGAAUAAAUCCAGGCUCUGCAGAGGUACUGUGUUAGCCGAUGUAAACAUUUAUUUAAAACCUUUAUUUUUCAACUGUUGUAUUUAUUCCAUACAAUUAUUUGUAAGAACAGAGACAAACAGUGGGUCUAAUGUUGUAUUUUAAACGCUGGACUGUGAAGGUUAUUCAUUCAUUUUAUAUUUGAAGUUUUAUUUGUUUUACUAAUUGUUCUGUUUUAUUUUUAAUAUUUUUUUAUUUAAAGUUCAAAGGUGAGGGUAGAAAGAGCGUUUUGGGUUGUGUGGGUGUUGAGCCUCAGCCCUAUUACACAACAGCAGUGUGGUGACAUUUCAGUCGCUCGGGCGUUAACUUAGCAGUGGGAGGCAAGUAUGACCUCAUCCUGAUGGACGAUCCUGUGAAUUCGUUCUAAGGUCUGUGGCAGAAAAGCCUGAGUGAGGAUCCAUUAAAGCUGAGUUUUUGGGCCUGUUAAACACUCUGAAGCUGGUCUGCUGUUUGGUGCUGGGCCACAGACUGUAUAUAAAGAUGGACAAAUAAUAUGUCCGCUUCCAUGAUGGGCACUUACAUCUAAUGCUGUCGAUGCAAUAAAUGACCAGAGUCUCUGUUGUAGUGAGUAGAAGUGGAGCCAACUGAUUUGGCAGUUCAAAUUUGUUUUGUUUUUUUGGAGGUCAUCAAUAUGAGCGUCCCUUCAAACAUUACACACAAUUUUUAUUACAUAGAUUUUAGAAAUAUAGAUAUUUUUCCUCCACACUCUAUCCCAAAACAAAUUUCCUAACUGAAGAGGAAGCCCAUGAUCCUCAGACACAAAAAUAUGGAAAUUUGAAGAAAUUAAAUAAUCAUAAAUAUAUAAUAAAUAGUAAUGAUUAGAAUGUUGAAAUGAAACAACUAAAGUGACAUGAUAAUAAAUUACUAUAACAAAAGAAAGUGGGCCUAGUUCCAAAUUAAUAACAUCACAGAAGCAUGGUUAAUGAGUUAAAGCUAAAAAAAAAGAGUUGUACAGUUAUAUUUCUUCUAAUGCUGAGAUCUUCAUUCAUAUGACACAGCUUGUUUCAAACAGACAUCCUAGGGCUCAUAAUUUAUUUGGAAAUUCUAUCUACAUUAAGCAAAUGGACCUGAAUAUGUCUACUUAUAUAAAUAGAUACUUCUGUAAAGGUAACUAGAAGUGGUUUAUUAGGAUAGAUUGUGAAAACAAUGAUGUUUCCUACAGUUAAGUGUUAGCAUGAAACGGUGAUGUGCAGAAGACAAAUCUACAGAUAUUGUUCUAAACUCAGGAUGAAGAUGGAUUUUGGAGGUGCUCUGGUACACGCUGCUGCCAUACAAAAUAAAAGCUUAGGCCUGUUUUUCUCUUUACCUGCGAAUUAAAAUGAUGGAUUGGUACAAUAUUCUAAAGGUAUGGGUAAAAUUAUGAGUCUAAAACAAAAUUCAAAGUCCUGAUAUUUGAGUGCAACAUUCAAAUCUCUUCAUUCACUAUGAGACUUGUAAUUAUAUUUUUGUAGAAAGAAAUUAUGAUUGAUUACUUGGACUUUCAGUUACAUUGUGGUGAUGUCACUGAUCUAUAAAUAACAGUGUCAUCAGCAUAUAAUCAAAUAAACAAGAACCUGAUAGAUGGUAAUACAUAACGGUCAUGAUAAAUAUUUCUACAUUGUUCAACCCUCUGAGGUUUAAGAACCUCGAUGCCUUUCCCAAACUCUGUGCUAUCUGUAAUAUCUGGCUUUUGAAAAUGGAACCUCUUGAAAAAGUCUUCAGGAGACAAAGAAACAUCCGGGCUGGUUACGUUUCAUUAUUAAUGAUCUUUAAUAACUUUAACCCUCUGAAAUCAUCAUCAGCUCCAAAUCCUAACAAUAAGUUUUGGAGAAAAGCAAAAAAUGUGAAUAGUUUUUGAUGUUUGUCACCUGAUUGCCAUGACUCUGGACAAAUAGAAAUAAAUUGAUUCUUUUUUUUUUUUCUGAUAACACAGGGUUAGGGUCACCACAGACGUCAGUGAAAACAGUACAGUCUGAACUAGGAACAUGAAAUUGUAAGUGGGAGCACAUGGCACCACUGCACCGCUGCUCCUGACAGCCAAGCAGCCAGUAUCAGCCUGUGAAUGAUUAUCUUAGGCUCGUUAGGAGCUUCACCCACAGCCACACAAACCCUGACUGUAAUGAUGAGUCGGUCAUCACAACACAACCAGGACCACCUUCCUCACUUCAGCCCUUUAAAAACAAACAGGACAAAAUGUAAUGAUGGUCAGCUGAUUUCAAGUGACAGGAAUGUAGGCACCAAAAUAAUGUACAUCUCCCAACAUAUGAGCAGCUGUUACAUCCUGCUGCAGCAAGAUGCCCAAAACUACAGAUUACAAAGACUAAAGAUGAGCGUGAGCACCGUGCUUUGGUGCACAUGUGGUGAAUAAUUUACUCACGCAUUGUUGAGGUGUGCUAAACAGCAGGCCAGGUAAUGUCUGUAUGUCUGGAAUGAUUUUGCUACAUUUCUGAUCUCUAAUCACUGCCUGCCUUGUGCCCGAGUCAAGUUCAGGACAAUUAUUCACCGCGGAGUUGAGCUCGAACCUUUUGUAGCUGCAUGUAGUGUAAUACUGCUUUAGGCUUGUAGUCUCUGUAGAAGUGAUGCUUCUCUUUGCAAUCCUUUUCUGGUUUGAUUUUUUUCUAUCAUUUGUCUCCAUGUUUUUUGAUUCUUGUCUUUUUGGGGGGGGUAUCGACGGGUUUGUCCGGCUCGGUCUCUGUAAUUUGGCUCCGGGGAUCAAUCGCUUUUCUCUUUCUAGGCUUCUUCAACAAAACUGCUUAUUUUCCUGCUUUUCUAAAGAAAAAGAUCAAAGGAACUUUC
Archocentrus centrarchus (flier cichlid) is the source of this 8777-nucleotide messenger RNA. It is a transcript of the gene smpd3, whose product is annotated as sphingomyelin phosphodiesterase 3. Gene Ontology annotation, cellular component: cytoplasm; extracellular region. The transcript is spliced from 10 exons. Gene Ontology annotation, biological process: sphingomyelin metabolic process. Gene Ontology annotation, molecular function: sphingomyelin phosphodiesterase activity. The coding region runs from base 555 to 2720 and encodes 721 amino acids. Lineage: Eukaryota; Metazoa; Chordata; Actinopteri; Cichliformes; Cichlidae. The record is from RefSeq and is a predicted model, not a curated record.